CAAAUUUUCUUUCCCCUUGAAAAAAGAAGAAAGAAUUUAGAUUCACACAUCACCCAUCUUUCCAACGAAUUAGGAAAUCUAGGACUGGACUUCUCCAAUACUGAAUACUGAGUAUGAAGAAACGAUGCUUUUAAAUAAUUUUCUGUAAUCAGCCGAAGGAAGAUCGAGGUGAAAUCCUUCUAUUCUAGUCUACGAAAAGAGAGGCUAUAUAAAGGAUAGAUACUAUCUUCGGAAUCGGAAAUGGAUGUAUCAUAGUACUGUUUAUUCUUGUAUCACAUAGUUUGCUUGGAGAAUCUUGAUUUUCUGAGUUAGGGUCAUGGCUCAUAGACUAUUAAGAGAUGCAGAAGCUGAUGGAUGGGAACGAUCUGACUUUCCAAUUAUAUGCGAGUCGUGCCUUGGUGAUAGUCCAUACGUUCGAAUGACUAAAGCUGAUUAUGACAAGGAAUGCAAGAUUUGCACUCGCCCCUUUACUGUGUUUAGGUGGAGGCCUGGCCGUGAUGCAAGAUACAAAAAAACAGAGAUAUGCCAAACUUGCAGCAAGUUGAAGAAUGUUUGCCAAGUUUGCCUUUUGGAUCUUGAAUAUGGAUUGCCAGUUCAGGUCCGAGACACCGCACUUAGUAUCGAUUCCAAUGAUGCCAUUCCAAAGAGUGAUGUGAACAGAGAAUACUUCGCUGAGGAGCAUGACCGCAGGGCAAGAGCUGGGAUAGAUUAUGAGUCAUCUUAUGGGAAAGUCCGUCCAAAUGAUACUAUAUUGAAGCUUCAACGAACAACCCCAUACUAUAAGAGAAACAGAGCACAUGUUUGCAGUUUUUAUACUCGGGGUGAAUGUACAAGAGGUUCGGAAUGCCCAUACAGGCAUGAGAUGCCUGAAACUGGGGAGCUGUCUCAGCAGAAUAUUAAAGACCGUUACUAUGGAGUAAAUGAUCCUGUGGCAAUGAAACUGCUGGGUAAGGCAGGUGAAAUGCCUUCAUUGGAGCCUCCAGAUGACGAGAGCAUUAUGACACUAUAUGUGGGUGGGGUUGACGCAAGAAUUACCGAGCAGGACCUUAGGGAUCAGUUUUACGCACAUGGUGAAAUUGAGUCUGUAAAAAUGGUGUCGCAGCGCGGAUUUGCUUUCAUAACAUAUACCACAAGAGAAGGUGCGGAGAGGGCGGCUGAGGAACUUGCAAACAAGCUGGUCAUUAAGGGACUUAGGCUCAGACUACUGUGGGGUAGACCGCAGGCACCAAAACCCCCCGAGUCUGAGAUGACUGCUGACGACGCGAGACAUCAAGCCGCCACCGUGGCUCAUAGCGGGUUGUUGCCUAGGGCUCUCAUAUCACAACAGCAGCAGCAGAUCGGUGGGCAGGACCCACCCACGCCCAUGCCUUACUUUAACAUUCCACCGAUGCCACCUCAGCCAGACAGGGCGGGUGCAUUGUAUCCUUCUAUGGACCCUCAAAGGAUGGGAGCUCUUUCUUCGGCUUCAGGGUCAGGUGAAAAUAGAAGUGGUGGUCCUGAUAAACCACCACCACAAGGAGGAGGUGGAUACCCGUUUGCUUAUCCUCCUCUCGUGCCACCACCUCAUGGUCAAUUUUACCCUCCUUAUUAUCCUCCUCAACAAUAUGGAGGGUAUAUAAUACCUCCCCCUUCUCCACAGUCUUAUCAGCAGUACCCUCCUCCUCAUCAUCAUCAAGCUACAAUGGCACCUCCUCCACCUCCCAGUGGCGGGCAAGCACCACAUCAGCAACAGUCACAGCCAGGACCAGGGCAACACCGAACGCUUAUGCAACAAGAACCUGGGCAGCAGUCUUGAUCUUGGGAUUAUUGUUAUGUUUGUGUGAGGGAAUCUGUAACAGAAAAUGCUAUAACUCUUUUCAAAAGACAAUUGUCAUCUUUCUACAUGGUACAAUUAAAUUUUUCCCAGUGAACUCAGAUUUGAGAUGAUUCUAUAAGAUGCUUCAGAUUGUGCAGAUGAAAUAUUUCUUCAAACUGUGGGGAGUGGUGUGCAAGCUUUUUCUUAAUCUCUAAGGGCC
Messenger RNA from Cuscuta epithymum, 2015 nucleotides. The record is from the annotation of a GenBank genome assembly. Lineage: Eukaryota; Viridiplantae; Streptophyta; Magnoliopsida; Solanales; Convolvulaceae.